UCUUGGCGAGUUUAAAACCAUCCAGACCGGGCACGACGCCACAUAUCGCAACGGGAAUUGUGCAAAUUGUUUUUGUGACACUAUCGGCAAACAAUAGCAUUAAGCGUUGAUAAGAUGAAAGUGUAUCUGUGUUGUGCGGUGGUGAUGUUGGCGAUUCUUGCCAUCGAAGCUUCUCCAGUUGAGUACGAGGCAGCCGUCGAAGAUCCUUCACUGGAACCGCAGGCCAUCAACCUGGAGGACAUUAAUGUGGCGUACGAUCAGGGAGCAGAUAGUGAAGCAGUUCGUGAGAAACGCCACCACCGGUACGGUGGUUACUACGGUGGAUAUGGAGGAUACCGUGGAGGAUACGGAAGCUAUGGCGGAUAUCCGGGAGGCUACGGCGGUGGGUAUGGCUUAUACGGAAGUCACGGACACCACGGGCACCACGGACACCACCACGGGCACGGUGGAUAUGGCCCAGGAUACCAAGGAUACGGAGGAUACGGCCAAGGAUACGCAGGAUACGGUGGUCUUGGUGGACUCUUUGGAUAAAUUUGGCAGCCUACU
Messenger RNA from Anopheles cruzii, 546 nucleotides. RefSeq lists its product as uncharacterized. Lineage: Eukaryota; Metazoa; Arthropoda; Insecta; Diptera; Culicidae. The transcript has 3 exons. The record is from RefSeq and is a predicted model, not a curated record. The coding region runs from base 115 to 531 and encodes 138 amino acids.